Molecule: messenger RNA, 2129 nt
Organism: Calliphora vicina (urban bluebottle blowfly)
Lineage: Eukaryota; Metazoa; Arthropoda; Insecta; Diptera; Calliphoridae
Product: solute carrier family 15 member 2
Exons: 8
Coding region: 307-2001 (564 amino acids)
Biological process (GO): dipeptide import across plasma membrane
Cellular component (GO): plasma membrane
Molecular function (GO): dipeptide transmembrane transporter activity
Source: RefSeq, a predicted model, not a curated record
CAAUUCUAUGUAAAUACAUACAUACAUAUGUACAUAUUUAUAUGAACAAGUAAUAUUUAGCUGGUGGAUAGUAUGGUGGUGAUUGUGCUCUAACAGUCAACUGACUUGAAAAUCACCGUAUUUGCGGUUGAUAAAGCCCUGUACCUAUAUAAUAUACAUUACAUGCAUACUUUACUAUUAUAGUAUAUUUUAAAAAAAUAAUUCAACAAUUUGUUAUUGUUUUUUUUUUAAUUUAAAUAAUAAAAAGUUAUUUUACUUCAACAUCAAACAUCAUAAUAUUCCAGUGCACAAAAUAAGAAACAUACAAUGUUUCGAGCCUCCCAAAUUGCUAGUGAAGAAACACUACCUGCCUUGGGUAUAUUAACCCUAAAAGAUAAUGAACCAGACAUCUCAAUGUUGACUUCCAUAAAAUCCAAACAAGGAAAUACAAAAUCUGAAGGCUAUGGCCUUGUAACACAAUUGACGCCCAGGCGUAUCAGAUAUCCUAGGGCCAUAGUAUUUGUAUUAAUGGCGAAAUUAUUUGAAGCCUUUGCUGCAAACGGUAUAAGAACUAUAUUGGCAUUAUACCUACGCGAUGAUUUGUAUUUUAGCGAAAGUUUGUCAACAAUAGUUUUACAUAUUUUCAAUUUCUUUGGACAAUUUUGCCCUAUAUUUGGAGCUAUACUGGCCGAUAGCUAUAUAGGCAAUGUUAGGACAAUAACGGGCUUUUAUUUUCUCUAUGCAUUUGGUUGGAUACUGUUGGUGUUGACGGCAUUGCCAUAUAUGGGAAUAUCAUUGGUAUUUCUGGUUUCCAUUUCAUUGUUAUUUAUAGCCAUUGGUAAUGGCUCUUCAAGAGCCUGUCUAACUUCCCUGGGUGCCAUACAAUUUCAACUGCCUCAACAGGCCAAACAAUUGGCGGAAUACUUUAGCUUAUAUUAUUUUGUGUAUUAUGUUGGCAUAUUCUUAAGUAAAAUACUACCGCCCAUGGUAAGAGCCAACACAACCUGUUUCAAUAAAACUGGCUGUUAUCCGGCAGUAUUUGGUACUUUGGCUACCUCAUUCUUUGUAGCAUGGUUGACUUUCAACAUUGGCAAACUGUAUUACAAGGAAGAAAAGCUGAAUGAAGAAAAUAUUUUGCUGAAAUUCUAUGGUUGUAUUAAGCAUGCUUUGGCUCGGAAAUGGUCGAAAAAUUCGGCCAUAACAAAACGUUCUUAUUGGCUUCACUAUGCGGUGGGGAAGUACGAUGAGACAUUUGUCAAUGAUGUGGCUAAAGUUUUGAAGCUGGCCAAAUUAUUUCUACCACUGCCCAUUUAUUUUGCCCUACUUGCUCAACAAGACUCCAGUUGGACGUUUCAGGCUUCACAGAUGAAUACCACAAUAGUGCCGGGAAUAACCAUACAACCGGAUCAGGCCAAAGCUAUGGGUCCCAUAUUUCUAUUCAUUUUAAUACCUAUGUGGCAGUAUUUAGUGAAACCUUGUUUGAAAUGUUGUUUCAAUUACGAACUGCAGCCAUUGCAAAGUGUUACAUUGGGAGGAGUGUUUUCAGCAUUUUCCUUUAUAUGUGCCGGGGUGCUGCAAAGAUAUGUACUGUCCAUGCCUUUUAAAUCCGUUAAUGUAUUAUGGCAAAUACCACAAUUUAUUUUGAUCAUGUUGGGCGAGUUAUUGCUGUCCAUACCCGGCUUACAAUUUGCCUUUACACAGGCCCCCGCUUCUAUGAAAUCUGUGGUCACUGCUGCCUGGUUUCUGAAUAAUGCCUUUGGCAAUCUUAUUGUGGUGUUAAUAACACAACUAAAUUUUUUUCCCACACAAAGUGAUGAAUUUUUCUUCUAUUCCAUACUCAUGAUAGUGGCCAUUGUUAUUUACACAUUUCUGGCCUACGAUUAUGUGUUACAAGAACGUCUGGGUCAUCAUUAUGCUAGUCAAAAUUCUCUGGAGGUUGGAGACACAGAAACCACCCCACUUUAUAAUUUAAGAGAUGAUGCACCCAGCACAAGUAAUAAUACACAAGUUGUUGAUGUUUAAAUGGUAGUGCAUAGUAUUAAAUUAUGUUUUUUUUUUAUGUAAAAAAAGUGAUAGUUAAAUUUUGUUAUUAGUGUUAAGAAGCAUGAAACGAUUUUUAAGAAAUAAAUAAAGGAACAACUUUUAUAAAA